GCAAGAGACAAUCACAAGAUCCUGUCAACGCAAUAAAGGUGGUUGCCAGCACCAUGCUUAAUAGCUUUUUGGAAGACUUGAAGGAAAAGAAUGUGUUAAAUAAGCAAGAGUUACAAACAAUGGGGCAAACAGUGAAUGUCAUCACAAAGAAGACUGAAAACCUGGUUGGUGAUCUCACUGAGAAAACUCAGGUAGUAGGCAAAAUAUUUAAGGACCAUUUCCUCAAUUCCGGGAGCCUGCUGAGUUUAAAAUCCCAUGCUGAAAAUGAGGAUGAGUGUAGUGAGUCAUCUUCUGCAGGCAAGAGACAAUCACAAGAUCCUGUCAACGCAAUAAAGGUGGUUGCCAGCACCAUGCUUAAUAGCUUUUUGGAAGACUUGAAGGAAAAGAAUGUGUUAAAUAAGCAAGAGUUACAAACAAUGGGGCAAACAGUGAAUGUCAUCACAAAGAAGACUGAAAACCUGGUUGGUGAUCUCACUGAGAAAACUCAGGUAGUAGGCAAAAUAUUUAAGGACCAUUUCCUCAAUUCCGGGAGCCUGCUGAGUUUAAAAUCCCAUGCUGAAAAUGAGGAUGAGUGUAGUGAGUCAUCUUCUGCAGUUCUUCAGGAAAUCCAGGCCUCCCAAGUCAAAGUGCGGAAGCUUUGUCCCUGUGACCAUUCUCAUGAACCAAAGAUAACAAACGUGCACGAGAUAUAUCCAGUGAUGGAGAAGGAGGGCCGAACACGCCUGGCCCUCAUCAUUUGCAACAGUGAAUUUGAUUAUCUUUCUAAGCGACAAGGCUCUGAAAUUGACAUUUUGGGGAUGCAAGACCUGCUGGAAAACCUGGGAUAUUCAGUGGUUGUAAAGGAAAAUCUCUCAGCUCUGGAAAUGAAAACAGAGUUGAAGAACUUUGCAGCCCGCCAAGAGCAUAAAUUCUCAGACAGCACGUUUCUGGUGUUCAUGUCACAUGGCACCCUGGAUGGAAUCUGUGGCACAAAGCACAGAAAUGAAGAGCCAGAUAUUCUUCAUGAUGACACCAUCUUCCAGAUUUUCAACAACCGUAACUGCCGGAGUCUUAAAGACAAACCCAAGGUCAUCAUCAUGCAGGCCUGCAGAGGCAGAGGUGACGGGGCCGUCUGGGUGACUGAUGUGGGAGAAGCGUCUGCAUGGACAUGUGACCAGCCCUUGCAGUGCUACAUCUUCAACGAUGCUAUAGAAAAGACCCAUGUGGAGAAAGAUUUCAUUGCUUUCAAAUCUUCGACUCCACAUAAUGUUUCUUGGAGGUUGAACACAGAUGGCUCUCUCUUCAUUUCCCACCUUAUCCACUAUUUCAGAGAGUUUUCUUGUUGUCAUCAUUUGGAGGAGAUUUUCCGAAAGGUUCAAAAUUCAUUUGAGACGCCGAAUACAAUGAUCCAGAUGCCCACAAUUGAAAGAGUAUCCAUGACACGCUAUUUCUACCUCUUCCCUGGGAAUUAA
Messenger RNA from Canis lupus familiaris (dog), 1451 nucleotides. It is a transcript of the gene CASP12, whose product is annotated as caspase 12. Lineage: Eukaryota; Metazoa; Chordata; Mammalia; Carnivora; Canidae. The record is from RefSeq and is marked provisional. Gene Ontology annotation, biological process: proteolysis; regulation of apoptotic process. Gene Ontology annotation, molecular function: cysteine-type endopeptidase activity.